AACUGCAAUAGUAGGAUCCCAGUGCAAAUUUCCUGCCCACAUGAAAGUCGACUUCUUUAUUACUAUUAUCAUCAUUGUUAACUCAACAAACCUUCUGAAACACAUUAACCCAACCAACCUAACUAAGAUGCACAAGGAGCACCGUAACAAUCGUCUUAACACUAAAUUCUUGCAAACGUUUUAUUCAAAAGGGUCGAGAAACAAGAAAAGUUAAGGGUUGUGGUUGGAUGUGAUGAAUUUGAAAGAAGUCGCAUACGGGCAAUCUAGGGGUAAAACUAAGUUAAAGGUGGGUCAUUUUUUGCUAGCUUAUGAUCCUAAUUGCCUCUCAUAAAUGUUGUGGUCCCAACAUGAUAUAAUGCGAGCAAAAAAAAAAAAACACAACAAGAAAUCGUCAGUUUUCGGCUCCAACCUCACAUAGGCUGCUAACUAUGCAUGAUCAACUCAGGUGAACUCGAUUAACUUUCUCUCAAGUUCAGUCCUACCUUUCAAGCAAUCAUCAAAAUCAUGUGGUUCAACAACAUUCAAGCACUCAUUUGCCGUGUUGCAAAUCUCCAUAUCACAUCUCAACAUCCAUGUUAUACACAGCAUCCAUUCACCCCCUAAAUCUAACAAAACUAUCACAUUCUGAUCUUAACAUCAUCUAAACAGUCAACACUACCUCCUCUAAAAAGUGAAAGAAGGAUACCUCCGGGCAGAAAACUAAAGCCUGGAGGAGGGGCCAUAUGGGCUUGGUAAGCCGUAGCUGCGGUACAAUAAUUCCAGCCUCUGGCUAGUGUGCUUAUACACCCUUGAAUGGCCCGAUCGGACACUUGUAGCCCUGACUGCGCGAAAAGGCUUCCAACACGCGCUCGGAAUCCUCGAUUUCUUUCCAUAUCUCGGCGUUUUUGGCUGAACAAGCCGCUAUCCGCUCCUUGUGGCUCCGUUUCUUCAGCGGUGCCACGGCUCCUAGCUUUUUCAUUUCCACCAUGGCUGAAAUACCACCACCGAUGAUAUCGCGUUGCGGGCUGUCUCCGGCGAUGCAGCGACGUCUGUGAUUUGUUUAGGGAUUUGGCCUUUUGGGCGAAGGAAAGGAAGGAGCGAAUGAAGAAGCCCGCGAGCGAUAAUGCAAUCAGAAUUUAUAAGUUACCAAUAGAUACUAGAAGUGUUUGAAGUGUUCCGAAAUGACCUCUCUUUCAUCCAUAGACUCCAAAAAAACUGCUCGGGUUUGAGCUCCCACAGUUUUUCAACCCAAAAAUCCGUCCAGCUCAGUGAUCAAGCCCAAAAACCAAUUUCUGGUUCACCUUGUUUGAUCGGGGUUAAUCGUGUUUCGGUUCAGAGCUCAAUCAACUGAUGUUAACACAACUGAUUGUAUUGUUGUUUUAGUAAAUUAUAAAAAGGAUAAUAAGAUUCGAUGUCAGUACUAUUCUGUAAUUAUUGACUAUAUCCAUGGAGACUAUUGUCGGAAGAUUUCACUAAGUCCAAUUUUCUAUUUUUUGGCCGGUCGAAUCUGGCAAGUGUGCCAGUAUACUCUCCCUACUUAAGCUAGUAGCCAAAAUUCAACGCUGGGAAAGACGGAGGCCGGAGCAACUAAAACACUAGUACACUACUCAUCGAGGGAGAAGCCAACGAUGAUCGAUCGAUCGAGAAGCCAUUUUUAAGCCUAUAAAAAGCUUGGAAACUCAUCUGAAAGAAAGCACUGAAUGAGAAAUAUGAAAUACAAUGGGGUACUAUUACUCCUCAUAUCCUUCUGCAGCCCCAAUGAUAUUCAUAAUCACACUCCUCGUCGGGUUCCUGAGCGCGGCUACUUCCCAUAAAAAGAUCUGCAGCACCGUUCGGGUGGACGACCCGACGACGUUCUCCGGUUUCGUCGAUCAAGCUCUCAAGAUACUGGUGGUAUUCACAAGUUACCCUCCGGUUCAGGGAAAACCCACCGGCCGUGUGGUAACCUUUCCUCCGAUGUCGCCUCGCGGUGCAGUUGAAGGCCGGUCCACUUGUGAGGAUGGCGUCAUCGGUGCCGCUUGCAAUCGUUGUCUUGCUCAUCAUGCGCGGCAUUUGCAGAAAUGCAAAAACUUUACUAGUGGAGGAUCUGCCUAUGAAGGUUUGUGUGACCUUGAAUUCCAUCAAAUCUGAAUACUCUGCCUCUGAUCAAUCUGAUGUCAAAGCUUUGGAAAUCAUGAAAAGCCACGGUUGCUUACAUCCAGCCUGAUAAUGCAUACAACAACUAAUACAAGCACAUCAUGUGGCGUUAAUACAGACGUUCGUGAUCUUAUCUUUGCUCCAUUAUUUUGCUUACAUUUAUUUAUUAUCUUGUCCCUAUGUUUUCUUUUCAAGCUUACAGUACACAUACCAUACAUUACUUUUCAAGCUUGCUGUACACAUAGCACGCUUUCCUUGCAAAAUGACAAGAGCAGACUCUUUUUUGUCAUGGUAAUGGUUUGAGAUGAUACCACUUACCUCAGAUAAAAAGCAGCAAAACUUCCAACUUGAAUACAUAUGCCCUCUAGUAGGUGACUAUCACUCAUGAGAUAACUAUCUUACUCGAGAAGCAUAAUGUGCUAUGGUGCUAGCCCGCUAAAUUGAUUCACUAUCAGUGUGACAAAUCGAAAUAACUACCUGGUCUGGAAAAUGAUAAUCUAACUCAAAAUCACACUACUCUCUCUCGAUCCACCGCUCGCUUCCAUAUACAUGGGUGCCAUUGGAGGAGGGCAUAACUGCAAGUAGGCAUCACACGAUAGUUGACUUCUUUCAUUACUAUCAUCAUCAUCAUCAUUUCAACAAACCUUAAGAAGCACAGCAAAUGAACCAACCAACUAUGAUGCACGAGCAACCUAACAAUCGUCUUAAUGCUACAUUCUCAUUGUUUCAAAAGGGUCAACAAACAAGAAAUAGGUCAGGUCCAU
Linum trigynum is the source of this 2879-nucleotide messenger RNA. The record is from the annotation of a GenBank genome assembly. NCBI's taxonomy places the organism in Eukaryota, Viridiplantae, Streptophyta, Magnoliopsida, Malpighiales, Linaceae.